This is a messenger RNA of Myotis brandtii (Brandt's bat), 1105 nucleotides long. RefSeq names its product DET1 and DDB1 associated 1 (gene DDA1). The transcript is spliced from 5 exons. Bases 214 to 522 code for a protein of 102 amino acids. Gene Ontology annotation, biological process: positive regulation of proteasomal ubiquitin-dependent protein catabolic process. Gene Ontology annotation, cellular component: Cul4-RING E3 ubiquitin ligase complex. Lineage: Eukaryota; Metazoa; Chordata; Mammalia; Chiroptera; Vespertilionidae. The record is from RefSeq and is a predicted model, not a curated record.
CUUCUCCGUAUCUGGCCAAUGUGAGCGCGCAGAGACCGUAUAUCCUGGGGCGGGGCUAGAGGACGGACCAAUGACGGGAGGGCGACGCCGCCAUCAGGGCAGGCUGUAGCGUGGCUGGAAGUUACUGUGCGGCGGCGGCGGCUAAGAAGGCGGCUGUGGUGGCGGCGGUGGCGGCUGAGGCAGUAGCUGAGGCGGCGACAGAGGAAGCAGAAGAUGGCAGAUUUUUUGAAAGGACUGCCAGUCUACAACAAAAGCAAUUUUAGUCGAUUUCAUGCUGACUCUGUGUGUAAAGCCUCGAAUCGACGCCCCUCAGUCUACCUGCCCACACGCGAGUACCCAUCUGAACAGAUCAUCGUGACAGAAAAAACAAACAUCCUUUUGCGCUACCUACAUCAGCAAUGGGACAAAAAGAACGCUGCCAAGAAGAGAGACCAGGAGCAAGUGGACCUCGAGGGCGAGAGCUCAGCGCCUCCCCGCAAGGUCGCACGGACCGACAGCCCAGACAUGCACGAGGACACUUAAGACUGAUGCUCCCCCAUAGGUGCCUCCUGUCUUGUCUGCUCCUCACCCGCCUGCCGUGUGUAAGCAUCCUGCCCACCCUCCCCACUGGUUCGCCUACCCACACCCCGCCAUGCACACCACUUUCAACCUCAUAGGAGCCGAUGUAUUUAUUUUCCUUGAGUCUUUAUUUAUGCUGUAAAAUGUACCGAGCGAUGGUUAAAGGGGAUGUCAGACCCAGUAGUGUGAUGUUGGUAGAUGCUUCUUGAAAAACAACAUUGUUAUUCAUUACUCCACCCCACCCCAAAUCCCCUCCUCCUGCUCCCCAGUCCUUCUCUGGAGAACCAGAGUGUGUCUUCGAGUGUCUAGAGAUAAGCCCUGCUGCAGCUGGGUGACAGGGGUGGGGCCCUUCUUCCCGCUUCCAUCCCCUGGUCCGGCCUUAAAGACUUGGCCUUGACGCCCGGUCCACCGGGAUCUAUGCCGUGCCGGACCCUGCUCUGAGAGUACGCCACAGGAAGAAGUCAACCCUUUCGGAUCAUUCUCUUAAGUCAUUUUAUCAUGGACUGGUGCGUGCUCAGUGUCCACCCCAAUAAAAGGAUCUUUCCUA